AUGUUCAGAUCCGUUGUUUCCAGAGCCUUGAGAGCUCCAGUAUUGCCAAGAACCGCUUUUGUGGCUCGUCCCCAGGCUAUCCGUUUCUACGCUGGCUUCCCAGCCUUGACCAAGGACCUUGCUAAGGAAAGAGUGUUGGAAUUGUUGGAAGGCUACGAGAAGGUUUCCGGAAAGGAGAUCACUGAAUCUUCGUCGUUUGUUCAGGACUUGGGCUUGGACUCUUUGGACGUUGUGGAGGUCAUCAUGGAGGUUGAACACGAGUUCAACAUUCAAAUCCCAGACCAUGAAGCUGACACCUUGAAGACUGUUGGUCAGACCGUUGAUUACAUUGUCUCUCAGCCUGAUGCUUGUUAA
Messenger RNA from Sungouiella intermedia, 354 nucleotides. NCBI's taxonomy places the organism in Eukaryota, Fungi, Ascomycota, Pichiomycetes, Serinales, Metschnikowiaceae. The record is from the annotation of a GenBank genome assembly.